This is a messenger RNA of Striga hermonthica, 2109 nucleotides long. Lineage: Eukaryota; Viridiplantae; Streptophyta; Magnoliopsida; Lamiales; Orobanchaceae. The record is from the annotation of a GenBank genome assembly.
AUGGAUGCUUCUGGGUUGGAGGCAUUAUUUGAUCCGUCAACAUUCAACAAAUUGAGCAUGGACCAAAAGCGGCAACUUGUCCACGAAAUGUCCAAAUGGCCUGAUGGCGCUACCGAAAUCCUGCACUCUUGGACCCGUCUGGAGCUGCUCCAGAUCCUCUGUGCCGAGCUCGGUAAAGAAAGGAAAUACACUGGUCUAUCAAAGUCAAAAAUCAUUGAACAGCUCCUGAGAACGAUACAUGAGAAAAAUUCCAAGGAAUGUGGGCCCACUAAUAUCCCCGAGACCCAGAAGCUCUUGUUAGAAAACGGUGAAAGAACUUCCAAAAGGCAGAAGAAAUCCGAGCCUCCAAAUCUUGUGCCUGCAGACACAAGUGGGGCCAUGUCUGUUGAUCUUGAAGUCGAGUACAGUAGUAUUGUGUACUGCAAGAACUCGGCAUGUAAAGCUAAAUUGAGUAGUGGGAGUGUGUUUUGCAAGAGGUGCUCAUGCUGUAUUUGCCGCCAGUAUGAUGACAACAAGGAUCCGAGCCUUUGGCUGAUGUGUAACACAGACCCACCAUUUCAUGGGGUGGCGUGUGGCAUGUCGUGCCACCUGGAAUGUGCGUUGAGGCAUGAGAAUUCGGGUAUUUCUCAGGAUAAGGGACUUGACGGGAGUUUCUGUUGUGUGUCUUGUGGGAAGAUUAAUGAUUUGCUGAGCUCAUGGAAAAAGCAAUUAGUGGUGGCAAGGGACACCAGGCGGGUCGACAUACUGGGCUACAGGCUCUCAUUGGGCCAAAAGAUUCUUGCGGGCACUAAACAUUAUCAGAAUCUGUAUGACAUCAUCGAUGAAGCAGUGAAAAAGCUCGAGGACGAAGUGGGCCCCUUAACCGGUUUACCCGUGAAAAAGGCAAGGGGGAUUGUGAACAGGCUAUCAACAGGGCCAGAGAUUCAGAGGCUUUGUGCUUCUGCUGUGGAGUCCCUCGACCUGAUACUCUCUAACCGAGUGUCUGAGAUGCCCUCUGGUUACAACACGCUCGCCUCGAAACUCGUCCAGUUCGAAGACAUUGGUGCAACAUCACUCGCGGUCAACCUCCAUUCAGAUGAGUCGAACACCAAGAAUCUUGUGGGCUAUUCCCUAUGGCACCGUAAAGCCGACGAUGCAGGCUACUCUGCGGACCCCACUUGCCGGUUAUUUGAGCCCAACACAAAGUUUCAUCUCUCAGGUCUUACUCCCGACACUUUGUAUUUGCUAAAGGUCGCAAUCCUUAACAAUGAUAGGGAGAUGGGCCUCUACGAGUUUCAGUUUCAGACAGCAUGUGCACAGGAUGACGCCCUAAAUACAAACUCGGAACCUGAAAGAAGUCAAAGUCAAAGUCAAAUUCAAAGUCCAAGUCAAAGCCCGGCUACUAACUGCAGCACACUGUCGAAUCCUUCUUCAGUUGAGGACGAGACUAAUAACAUUAUUGCUGCUGACGAGAAUGGAGAUGAUGAUCGUUCGUGCUCUCCUUUUACCACCAAUGGUAAAAUUGCCACUCAACCUAAUUUACCUAAUGAAAUCGCGAAAUCCUCUUUGCUGGCCAAUAGUAACAAGGAAUCCUCAGGAGAUUGUACGGCCCAGAACACGAUGAGUGUUGACGACAAUGGGCCCGACCGGGCCCCAGUCUCCACUGGCUUGGAAUGUGUGCCUUAUGUCGCUAGCUCGGAGGCUAACUUGCCUAUAACUCCUUGCAAGUUCGAAAGUUUGAAAGAUGAAAAUAGGCCUAAAUUCAAGGAUGGGUCGGAAAGAGACAUGGAGCCUCAGGCGGGCAGCUCGUCGAAAAAGAGAGAUGGGAGAAAACGUGACGGGUGUCAUAAUAAUGGCAUUGGGGACAAAGAUUUCGAGUAUUACGUGAAAGCCGUAAGGUGGCUGGAGUGUGAGGGUUAUAUCGAGAUGGGGUUUAGAAAGAAGUUCUUGACUUGGUAUAGCUUGAGAGCUAACCCUCAGGAGGUACGUGUCGUGAAGGUUUUUGUUGACACGUUUAUCGAGGAUCCGGAGUCACUUGCCGGGCAAUUAGUCGAUACGUUUUCAGAUGUUAUUUCGAACAAUGGGUGCUCGAGGGUGCCCGGUGGGUUUUGCAUGAAGCUUUGGCACUGA